UUUUGGCAAAGCAUACCCCGGUGGUGAGAGAUGAUUAUUAAUUAUCCACGGGGCUGCAGACAAAAUUAAUAUAUAUACAAUGAUCUACUAACAAUUUACAAUCAUGUAGAUUAGUUGGUUUUUCUGUUUGUAACCCCCGGUUGACUAAUCACAUUGGGGUGAAAAAUGAAGUAGUGAGAAGUCCAUAAAUCAUCUGUCCAAAGAAGAACAUGUCCAAUUCAUUAUGUUAUCAACAAUUAAAGCACUUGAGACUGGCUCACCGUUUGUAUUCAAAGGCCCCUUCAUUUAACCUCAAAAAGCAAGAUGAUACCGGUAAGACUACGGACAUGAUUGGACCCGCGAACCCUGUCUCUAAUUUGAGGCCGAUCAUUUUUGCACAGCCUUCGACUGAAACUGACAUUGAAAAAAAGUUCAGGGAGACGAGAGAAGCCACUCAGGAGUGGAAUCAUAAAUUCUGGAGUGCACACAAUGCCAGAUUUAUUGCUGAACGCAAAGAAUUCCAAAAUCAAUUAAAAGCUGAAGGAAAAGAAUCAGUGACUGCAGACGAGAUGUCAGUCUUCUACAAGAAAUUUCUAGACAGUAACUGGGAGACUCAUGUUAAAUACAACUACCUCUGGUACAAACAAAAUAUCAAGAUUCUGUACCUUGAAGUAAGAGUGAGAUUAUCGAAAAUGAAGUUCAAGUGACGUUUUGAGCAAUUAUUAUUAAAAAAUUAUUUAUCUCAAAGAAUAAUCAGUGUUAUUAA
This is a messenger RNA of Diachasmimorpha longicaudata, 745 nucleotides long. RefSeq names its product cytochrome c oxidase assembly factor 8 (gene Coa8). NCBI's taxonomy places the organism in Eukaryota, Metazoa, Arthropoda, Insecta, Hymenoptera, Braconidae. Gene Ontology annotation, cellular component: mitochondrion. Gene Ontology annotation, biological process: intrinsic apoptotic signaling pathway. The transcript is spliced from 3 exons. The record is from RefSeq and is a predicted model, not a curated record. The coding region runs from base 210 to 686 and encodes 158 amino acids.